Molecule: messenger RNA, 1277 nt
Organism: Lucilia cuprina (Australian sheep blowfly)
Lineage: Eukaryota; Metazoa; Arthropoda; Insecta; Diptera; Calliphoridae
Product: ras-interacting protein RIP3-like
Exons: 2
Coding region: 327-1055 (242 amino acids)
Source: RefSeq, a predicted model, not a curated record
GUCAGGCCUCGUUGAAGACGAUUUGAUCGAUCUCCAUGGCGAUCUUAUCGACUUCGACGACGGCCUUACCGACCUUGACUGAAGGUCUCCAAACACUUCCUAAAGGCAAUAUUUUAGGAAGUGUUACGAGGAAGCCGGGCUUGGCGCCGAAGAGGAUCGGCUUAUAAUUAACCAUCCCGAACGACUCCCGGUCAAAGUGGUGUUUUUUUAAAUAAAAUAAAAAUCAAAACAAAAAAAAAAAAAUAAAACGUACUCCCGGUGCUCCAAUUAAUUGAAAAAAAAUAAAACAAACAAAAAAAGUGUUUCAAUUCCCACCAACCAACACAAUGGAUCCAGCCCAAAACCCAGAGUUGUGCGUUGUGUGUUUUGCAUAUCACCCAUUGAGAUAUUGCAAGAUGUUCCGUAAGUUGACAUUGGAGCAACGACUUUAUGUGGUGAGAACCCAUAAGUAUUGCUACAAUUGCUUCUCGCGGACUCAUCUGAUAGGUAGCUGUAUCUCAAUGGGUGCGUGCCAAAUAUGCUGCGAUUUGCACCACACAUUGCUGCACCCAAGGACUUCUGCUCAGGUACCAAGGCAAAGCCAAAGGUCACGCCCACGCGCUCGCAGAAGCCUUCCCAACCCUCCUCAACAGAGAGCUCAACGGCGGUUAGAUGACCUCCGUCAACGCCUGCAACAACAGCAGCAGGUAAUUCAACAGCAACAACAACAACUACAGCAGCAACAACGCCAACGACAACAACAACAACAGCAGCAACAACGCCAACGGCAACUACAGCAACAAUCUCAGCGGCAGCCACAACGACGCCAACAACAACAGCGCCAACAACAUCAACCACAAACCAUAGCCGUUCCUCAGCCUGCGGCAUCGCCAGCCUCAACCCAGGGGCUGGUCAACCAAAUAGUUUCGGCCCUCAGCCAACUCACUGGAUCGACAAUCGCACCAGUGCAAGGAGGCCGGCAUGUCGAAGUCCGUUCAGGCCUCGUUGAAGACGAUUUGGUCGAUCUCCAUGACGAUCUUAUCGACUUCGACGACGGCCUUACCGACAUUGACUGAAGGUCUCCAAACACUUCCUAAAGGCAAUAUUUUAGGAAGUGUUACGAGGAAGCCGGGCUUGGCGCCGAAGAGGAUCGGCUUAUAAUUAACCAUCCCGAACGACUCCCGGUCAAAGGGGUGUUUUUUUAAAUAAAUUAAAAAUCAAAACCAAAAAAAAAAAAAUAAAACGCACUCCCGGUGCUCCAAUUAAUUGAAAAAAAAAAAAUAAAACAAACAAAAAAG